This is a messenger RNA of Dioscorea cayenensis subsp. rotundata (Guinea yam), 924 nucleotides long. Its product is annotated as rRNA-processing protein fcf2-like. Gene Ontology annotation, cellular component: nucleolus. Gene Ontology annotation, biological process: RNA processing. Gene Ontology annotation, molecular function: RNA binding. The record is from RefSeq and is a predicted model, not a curated record. Lineage: Eukaryota; Viridiplantae; Streptophyta; Magnoliopsida; Dioscoreales; Dioscoreaceae.
UUUAUCGUGAAGAUUAGGGCUUUUGUAUCCUCUUCGUCGUCGAGUAAACGCUGGAUCAUCGCCGACGAGAUGCCGGAGCUGAAGAUCGGGACAUUAUGGGCUCCAAAAAUCUCUCUGAUACCAUCCUCCUCGAAGACAAAUCCGGAGAAGGUGACCUCGGUGACAAGAGAGAGCGAAUUGAUAUAUAAACCGGAGAAGGAGCUAGUGGAUGGUCUCUUUGUCCCUCCUCGUGAUCCUAGAAAGAUGAACAAAAUUUUGAGGAAAAGCAUCAAGGAUACGACUGGGCAGGGCUGGUUUGAUAUGCCGGCGCCCACUAUUACUCCGGAGUUGAAGAAAGAUCUUGAGAUUCUCAAGUUGAGGAAUGUCAUUGAUCCAAAGCAACACUUUAAGAAGGGGGGCCAGUCUAAAGGUCUUCCCAAAUAUUUCCAGAUGGGCACCGUGAUCGAACCUAUGUCUGAGUUCUUCUCUAGUAGGUUGUCAAAGAAGGAGCGGAAGGCAACCUUGGCUGAUGAACUACUCUCUGAUCAAACUCUCAAACAAUACAGGAAACGCAAGAUCAAUGAGAUUAAGGAGAAGCGUCAGCCAGGGGGUGUUGAGAAGUGGAAGAACAGGGGUCAUCAGACAUGGAAGAGAGCAAAGCAAAGAAGGGGAUGAGCAACAAGUUAUUUGUAAAAAGUUAUUCAAAUUCAUCAGAGAUUUAUGGCAGUUCAAUGUCAAGAUUAGUUGUCUCUGUUCAUUUUUGUUGAGAGUGUAUUACUUACAUCUGUUAAACAAAAACCAAAUUUAUUUAACCUCUUUUUUAUGUUAACAUUUUACUGUAGUUUGUCAUUUGUUAUAAGUCAACUUUUAGCGUGUUACUUUGAAGCUAGAACCUCAUUGUUGAAUGAAUUGGUUUCACCUCCCAGCUGGAGAUAACCUUCACUA